ACAUAUCACGUGAAAAUAUGAGCCAAUGACAACACGACCUUGGGAGGCGCUUAGGGCGCGUCCGAUUCUUUUGACUUCUGCAGAUUUCGUUUAUCUGCUCUUGUUCAUUUCAGUCAACCUUUAAGUGAAGAAACCCCUCGCUUAGAUGUCCUACUGCUAUGACAACGUCACAGGUCCUGCGCCCGCGCUGGACCGAUCCGGUCAUGUUUUUAUAUGACAACAGCAGUACUUUGUACGACGCGGGCAAGAACAUGGACGCUUUUGCGGGAGGCAACUUUGCAACGAGCUCGUGCAGAAAUCUUGUAGUUCCCAGCGCUGCUUACACGUCAAGCGAAGUGACUAUUGCAGGAAUUGGCGAGCCUGGAAAACAAUGCAGCCCGUGCACGGCCUCGCAGGGAUCUGGCGGCGCGUCGCUGCCUUAUGGGUAUUUUGGCAGCGGUGGAUAUUACUCAUGCCAAGUCUCUCACCACCACUGGGCUAGCAGUGGGGUUAAAUCGGCCGCUCAUUCCCCAGCCUCUGCCGCCUCUCAAUACGGGGAUAAAUAUAUGGAUAUGCCAACCCCGUCGGCCGAAGAUUAUGUUGCUUCUCGAGCCAAAGAGCUCGCAUUCUACCCGAGUUACGGUUCGAGUCCGUACCAACCCGUUACCAGCUACCUGGAUGUACCUGUAGUACAGGCUGUGAACGGGCCAUCGGAGCACAGGAACGAGCCUUCUUUAUUGCCUGUGGAAAGUUAUCAGCCCUGGGCCAUCAGCGCUAACGGAUGGAACGCACAAGUCUGCUGCGACAAAGACCAGCCGCGUACAGGGCACGUGUGGAAAUCAUCUGUACUAGACUCAGUUCCUCACAGGGGAGCAGACGCAAGUUCGUUCAGGUGCGGCAGAAAAAAACGUGUCCCAUACACGAAGGUGCAACUUAAAGAACUCGAGCGCGAAUACGCGGCCAACAAGUUCAUUACCAAGGACAAGCGUAGGCGGAUAUCUGCACUGACCAACCUGUCUGAACGACAGGUGACCAUUUGGUUUCAGAACCGGCGCGUAAAAGAGAAGAAAACGGUCAACAAAUUACAUACCUAA
This is a messenger RNA of Tachysurus vachellii, 1073 nucleotides long. RefSeq names its product homeobox A13a (gene hoxa13a). The record is from RefSeq and is a predicted model, not a curated record. Lineage: Eukaryota; Metazoa; Chordata; Actinopteri; Siluriformes; Bagridae. The transcript is spliced from 2 exons. Bases 159 to 1073 code for a protein of 304 amino acids. Gene Ontology annotation, biological process: regulation of transcription by RNA polymerase II. Gene Ontology annotation, molecular function: RNA polymerase II cis-regulatory region sequence-specific DNA binding; DNA-binding transcription factor activity, RNA polymerase II-specific.